AUCCUGUUCAGUGUGAGGGGUGCGACCCUAUGUCAUGUAAACUGGUGACAGGGCGGGCCCCCCGAGACCUGAUGUUGGAUAUAUAAGGAGGACCUGAACUGUGAGCUGGAGCUGUGUCUGAAGCUCUUGACUCGCAGGAUGAACACCCUCCAAACUCUGUUUCUCUUGGCCGCCGGCCUCUCUGUGGCUUGCUGUGGUCCAAGGCCACCAAUCCAACCCAGGGCUCUCAACCAGUUCAGAAAGGGUAUCAAGUGCCUGGUGCCAGACAGCUUGCCAGUUUUGGACUACGCUGACUACGGCUGCUACUGUGGAAAGGGCGGCUCUGGCACGCCUGUGGACGAGCUGGACAGGUGCUGCCAAGUGCACGACCAGUGUUACGAUGACGCCAUGCAGCACGACGCAUGCUGGCCCAUCUUCGACAACCCUUACACCGAGAUCUACAACUUCAGAUGUGACGAAACGAGCAAGACGAUCACCUGUGGAGAGAAGAACAACGCAUGUGAGAUGUUCAUCUGCCAGUGUGACAGGAAGGCAGCUGAGUGUUUCGCCAGAUCGCCUUACAACGACGAGAACAAGCACCUGCCCAGCGACCGAUGUCAGCAGAAGACCUCUGCAGUUAAUCCAACACAGGAUCCACUCCCACAGAAGAUUCUGGACAUUCAGAUAAAUUGCUGUGUCAUUAAAUGAAAUGUGUUGUUGAGCCUUUGACUCGUGCUGGUUCAUGCACAUUUUCCCAUUUUGAGAGAUAUUUGUAUUAAAGAUCCUGUUACAGUUCAAUUCCA
This is a messenger RNA of Platichthys flesus (European flounder), 782 nucleotides long. RefSeq names its product phospholipase A2-like. NCBI's taxonomy places the organism in Eukaryota, Metazoa, Chordata, Actinopteri, Pleuronectiformes, Pleuronectidae. The record is from RefSeq and is a predicted model, not a curated record. Bases 139 to 687 code for a protein of 182 amino acids. The transcript is spliced from 4 exons. Gene Ontology annotation, biological process: arachidonate secretion; lipid catabolic process; phospholipid metabolic process. Gene Ontology annotation, molecular function: calcium ion binding; phospholipid binding.